UGUUAUUGUUGCAAGUUCAGAGCUAAAAAUAUUGCAAAAUAUUGAUGAAUAACCGGAAAAAGUGUUGAAAAAAAACUUCAAUUGUUAAAAAAAACAUGGAAAACGAAUCAAAAAGUGAAAAUACCUUGGAAAUAUCGGAUUUACCGCCGGAAAUCUUGGAAAAAAUAUUACUUUAUCUACCGAACAAUGAUAAACUAGUUGCGCGCUUAGUCAGCAAAUACUGGAUGUCAAUCGUCGUAUCAAGUCCUCGUCUUAAUUUGACCUUGUACUUGGUUAAUUGUCGAUUAGAGAAGGAACUUAUCUCGUUAUUGCUGCAAACGGAACUGACUUUUGCUCGAAUUGUCUUCGAAGAAUGUGAAAUUGCCGAAGUUGCCGAUGAUCAAACAGAAUUUUGGUCUAAAAUUGGAAAAAAUGUCAAGGAAAUUUACAUCAAAAGUCGUCAUACGAGACUUGACUUAGCCAUCGACAAGGGAUUGAAAGCCGCUCACUUCCCCAAAUUAAAAAGUUUGAAACUUGAUAUGUUGCCUUUGUUUUAUGAGUUAUCUUCAAGAGGUCAGCACGAAUGGAUAAAGCUGCUUCUUCAGAUAGAAAAUUUUACGGUUCAUUACUUACAAAAUCGAGAAGUCACGAAAGAUGUGAGCAUUUUGAUGCCAAAAGUGAAAAAUUUAAGAAUUGAUGGAUGCAAAAACAAGACAAUUCAAGUGCUUUUCAAUCGAGUCAUUUUUUCAGAAGUUCAAAAUUUGACAAUAAUUUUCGUUUCGUACCAAAACUUAAAUCUGCAGAAAAUUUUUCGAACAAAUUUCGAUGGAACGCUCCUUCGAACAUUAUUUCUCAGUCAAUUUUACUCAUGGAUCGAUAUAAAUUUCAACUUAAUUUCCGAAUUUUUUCCAAAUUUGGAAGUUUUGGGCAUCGGAAUCAUAACCAAAUAUCAAGAACACGGCUCAGAACUCAAACACAAGGAAAUCGCUGAAAAACUUUUCAAAAAGCCACCUUUGAAGGAACUGCACUUUGUGACUUUCCGGCAAACGGACGACAAGAAAUUCAAGUCGUUCGUUCGAACGGACAAAGGAAUCGAAGAAACGAAUAAAAAAUUUCGUGCCUUCGAUGAAAUUCAGUCAUUAUUGCAGAAUUAAAGUAUUUUUUGUGGAAUUAAAUAAUUGUUUCGUCGCUGAAUAGACAAAAAAUAAGGAGGAAAUUGCACCACAUUCGGAGGCAAGCAGCGCUAACAACACCUAAAUUUAAUUAGAACAAAACAAAAAGGAAAAUAAUAAGCAAAUAAACCACAAUAAUACUCUUUUUCCUUUACCACAAAGCUGUUUUGUAUGCAUAAUGUGCUUUUUUCGGCGUCGUAGUUGCUGCUCUGCUUCUUUUUAUAUCAUUAUUAUUAGACGAUUUCGUAGUGUGGUUGUUUUAGUUAAGACAAAGUUAUCAUUUUUCGUAUAUAUUUAAAGGAAAAAUAGCAGCAACAACAACCAGUAGAGCGGCAUGCCAUACCACAAAAAAAAACAUGAAAACGAGAAAAAGUUUGCUUUAAUUUACACCAGCGAGGAUUUAAAAUAAUAAUAAAUAAAACAAUAAAAUUUCCACGAAAAAUGAUGAAAACAGAAUUUUAUCGAAUCAAGUGGCGUGUUUUGUUUGAAUAAUGGUCGGACGAUGGGGAGAUGAAAAAUUUUGUGAAAUAAUUUGUGGAAAAAAAAUUAAAUUUUAGCGUAUUUUCAAUUAAUUUGAAGGAUUUUAUUGUUUUCUGAUUUCUUUUGAAAAAAAAAAGAAAAAAAAUAUAAAAAAAAAUCUUGAG
Molecule: messenger RNA, 1795 nt
Organism: Culicoides brevitarsis
Lineage: Eukaryota; Metazoa; Arthropoda; Insecta; Diptera; Ceratopogonidae
Exons: 2
Coding region: 96-1133 (345 amino acids)
Molecular function (GO): protein binding
Source: RefSeq, a predicted model, not a curated record